AUUUAGCUUGAAGAGUUUUUGUAAACAUUUACUUAUACCAUGGGUUUAUCUAAAGAGGAAAAGAAAGCCAAGAAAGAGGCUAAAAGGUUAGAAAAACUUAGAGCAGAAAAUGAGGCACGAAAAGCGUUAAAGCGGGAAGAACUCGAACGAGAAAUAGCAGCGCAGGCCCGAAAACGUGGCGAGUUAGACAAGAGCUGGCGUGAAAUGAUGCUCAAAAUAAAAGAACCGAUAUUCAAACAAGAUAUUGAAGUAUUGUGGCAUACGUUCGAAAGAGCUUAUGACAAAAAAGAUUACUUAAUUAAAUACAUUAUGCAGCUGAUGGGUGUCGCUGAUGAUCAGUUUCAGAGAACCGUAGCCAGUUUUUGUGACACAAUAGACACGAUGAUCAAUAAAUUCCUUUCAGAGUUAGAGGAGUUAACAAAAUAUAACGAUAUAAGAACGUCUCAAAUACUUAAAUCUGGUGAAGACGAAGCUUCACGUAUAGCCACUGAUCAUAACGCAGCCGAGACUCAUCUUCAGCUUUUACUUUUUCAUGGACGUACAACAGCGGAUUCUAUGGCUUGGACUACUAGGGGCGAAAAUUUAGUUAAGGAAGAUGAGGAACGAAAUAAAUAUGCUAAUGAACGAGAAAAUUUGCGUUCAUUCCUCGAAAACACUUACAACUCUACUUGGGAUGAAUAUAAAGCUGUAUUGAAAUCGUAUGUAGUUGAAACGGCUGAAAAUCAAAAACAAGUACGUAAAUUGCGAAGGAAAGAAAAUCUAAUGGCAGAUAUCAUUGCGUCUCAGGCUAAAAAAAUUGCCAACAGUGACGGUUUGCUAAAACGUCUUCGAUCUGAAUUAGCGGCAUAUGAAUCGGGCACUAAGCAAGCAGUGUUCCGAGAUCGUCGAGAUCGCCAUCGGGCAGCGUUUUUUAAAUUGAAAAAAACGUUGGCAGAUGGUUGCGCUAUUGAUUCAAAUCAAAUGGCAGAAUUAGUUAGACAGUCCGAUAGCGCACUAGAAUGGCUUGAAGCAGCUUAUAAAAAAGGUGAAAAAAUAUUACGUAUGGCUGCUUUAUGUAGAAAAUUUGAAACGCAACGGGAAAAAGUUUUGCCUUUCGGUUCCAACCAGCCGUAUUCCCCGACAGAAACGAAAAUCAGCUUACGACAGCAACAUUCAAAUGAAUCAUUGGUCGCUAAUGCUAUGUCGUCUACUGGAGGACUUACGAGACUGUGGCAGAAAAUAUCCAACGCCGAAUUAUCGAGGAGGGCUUUGGUUCGUGAAAAAAUGUUUUUAGAGAAAGAAAACGCUUUAAUUAUACAAAAAAUUCAAGAAUAUCAGGAGUCAAACAUUAUACCCGAGUCUCGUAAAUGUCCUUGUGAUCCAGGAAAGACGGACCCCGCUUGCCAUCCUGUAGCUAUAGAUGGUGUAUUGGAAGUACUUAAAUAUAGAUGAUUAUUUUUUAUUUAUACUUAUAUUCUUAUUUCUAUCAUAAAUUAGAUUAAAAAAACUCCAACCAAACCAAAAGCAGUGUUAUUAUAUUUAGGUAAACACAAUGAAGUAAAACUAAUUUCGAUGUUCCUGGGAAUCCUCAAAGACUUUUAAAUAAAUUUUGUCACA
Messenger RNA from Vanessa atalanta (red admiral), 1596 nucleotides. Its product is annotated as dynein regulatory complex subunit 2-like. NCBI's taxonomy places the organism in Eukaryota, Metazoa, Arthropoda, Insecta, Lepidoptera, Nymphalidae. The record is from RefSeq and is a predicted model, not a curated record. The coding region runs from base 40 to 1431 and encodes 463 amino acids. The transcript has a single exon. Gene Ontology annotation, biological process: cilium-dependent cell motility; axonemal dynein complex assembly; regulation of cilium movement. Gene Ontology annotation, cellular component: axoneme; axonemal dynein complex.